This is a messenger RNA of Mobula hypostoma (lesser devil ray), 1031 nucleotides long. Its product is annotated as embigin-like. Bases 111 to 1016 code for a protein of 301 amino acids. The record is from RefSeq and is a predicted model, not a curated record. Gene Ontology annotation, cellular component: plasma membrane; cell-cell junction. The transcript is spliced from 8 exons. NCBI's taxonomy places the organism in Eukaryota, Metazoa, Chordata, Chondrichthyes, Myliobatiformes, Myliobatidae. Gene Ontology annotation, molecular function: cell adhesion molecule binding. Gene Ontology annotation, biological process: cell-cell adhesion.
GCAUCCGAUAGCAAGAAGCUGCAGCACCCGGCGGAAGGAGGAAGCAGACACACGGUAGCGGAGCUCCCCAGAGGGACGCGCAUCGCCAGGCCGGCAUCACUUUGACCGAGAUGAUCGGGCCACUCGGAAAACGGACCCUCUCCGCGCUCCUGCUGAUCAUCUCCUUUCAGAGGAAGGUUGAAACAAGUUAUUCACUUGCAACCCCAGCACCAGUACCUCAUACCAAUGGAGAUAAGUUACCUUUGGUGGAGAUGUUUCUUCUUUUAGGACAAAAUGCAGUUGAAAAGUUGAACAUAACAAUGGCCACAAAAAUUAGGCUGACCUGCAAUUUGACAGUUCAAGCUGCACAGAAAUCUCCAACAACUGGCCAUUGGGCAAAAGAUGGCGAGGAGAUCAUUAAAAAGGAAAUUGAGUCUGACCAGAAAGCUGCUUCUAUAUCCCACGAGUUUGAUUUUCAGAAUGCCAGUGAUGCUGGGAACUAUUCUUGUAUCUUUGACACAGCCCCCGAAUUGGAAGGCAGGUUUGAAGUACAAAUUCCCCCUAUCUGGACCAAAAAGAAAAGUGUGAUGUGCUCAAAUCACGAUCAAGUUAAUUUAACUUGUGAAAGUGGUCAAUAUGCUCCACUCAAAUGGAUUUGGUUGAAGGAAGUCCAUGACAGCAAAGAGAAACUGAUGAAUGAGACAGAUGAAUAUUAUAUCCACAGUAAUGGCAAUAAAUCAAUGCUUUCAAUAAAAAGUGCCAUCGUGGAUAAUACUACUUUCUACCACUGUGAAGCUGUCUACUCAGUGGGGGUCAGUACAUUGCAGAUCUACCUGAAAGUUCACGACCUCACUGCUGCACUUAUCCCGUUUCUGUGUAUCGUUGCUGAGGUAAUUGUGUUAGUCGUCUUCAUACUUGCUUGUGAAAGAAGGAUGAAGCAGAAGGAAGAACCUGCUGAUAACAACACUUCAAACAACCACACCACAGAAGAGCUGCUUGAAUCCACUGAAAAUGGAGCCCGGCAUAGAAAGACUUAACUUAUUUCCUUGCAA